This is a messenger RNA of Zasmidium cellare ATCC 36951, 2373 nucleotides long. RefSeq lists its product as uncharacterized. Lineage: Eukaryota; Fungi; Ascomycota; Dothideomycetes; Mycosphaerellales; Mycosphaerellaceae. The transcript has 6 exons. The coding region runs from base 1 to 2373 and encodes 790 amino acids. Gene Ontology annotation, biological process: regulation of DNA-templated transcription; DNA-templated transcription. The record is from RefSeq and is a predicted model, not a curated record. Gene Ontology annotation, cellular component: nucleus. Gene Ontology annotation, molecular function: zinc ion binding; DNA binding; DNA-binding transcription factor activity, RNA polymerase II-specific.
AUGUCCUCCAGCACGCCGCGAGGAGGAGAGCUGGUUUCGCCGAAGCAGAAUGGCACCGAGGAGGACGAGGGCUGGAGCGAUGGGGAAGACGAUGCCGAGCUCGCUGCUGAGGGCGGCGACAGGAAGCGCAAGCGGCCUAUGAGCGUCAGCUGUGAGUUGUGCAAGCAGCGCAAGGUCAAAUGCGAUAGAGGCCAGCCUUCGUGUGGCUGGUGCUUGCGAAACGGGCAGACGUGCGAGUACAGGGAGCGUAAGAAGCCUGGUCUGCGUGCUGGAUAUGGCAAAGAGCUUGAGGCUCGUCUUGACAAACUCGAGGGCGUCCUUAGCAACCAGCAACAUGUCCUCCAACAACUCGCUGCCCAUCUACCAGGACCGCAAUCAUCAGUAUCACCUCAGUCUCAACAUGCUCCUCAGGCACAGACAGCACUGUUCAUGCAGACACCAGACAUGUAUCCAACGGCGACAGCAGUUCAAUACAACCGUCUCCAGUCACAAGGCAGUGACAUGAACCAGCAUCAACACCAGCACCAUGGCUCUCAACACUCCAUUCAUAUCCCACCUACCACAGCCAGUGAUCUCUACGCGGCGACAAAUCCACCACUAGAGUCACCCAGCCUUAACAUCAACGCGGCCAACCAGGAUGGAGCAAUGAAAGCAGUUUCUCAAGAUCAUGACUUCCCGCCUUAUGACUUGUUAUAUGCUCUCACGGAUCUCUUCUUCAAGCACAUCAAUACCUGGUGUCCGAUCCUCCAUCGACGUAGUACACUGGAUUCCUUGUUUGGCCCCAACACGCUAGAAGAAGCUGAUAGAAUCUUGCUUCAUGCGAUUGUCGCUACGACUCUGCGCUUCUCGACAGAUGCUCGUUUGAGCGAUCAGGCACGGGAGCGGUACCAUUCUACGUCGAAGCAGAAGGUCCUGCUUUAUGGCUUGGAAAACAGCUCGGUCAAGGCGUUGCAAGCACUAGUAAUUCUUGCUCUCGACACGGUCGGCAACUCGAACGGACCUCCAGGUUGGAACCUCCUGGCGUUGAUCACAAGGAGCGUCGUGCAGCUAGGACUUGCGGUCGAAACGACUUCAGCUUCCAUCGCUCCUCUCUUCCCAUCAAUCUACACUUUGCGCGCCAUGGUCCUGCCUGAAUCAAAGUCGUUUAUCGAGGACGAAAGCCGAAGAAGACUGUUUUGGAUGGUCUAUCUACUCGACCGCUACGCCACAAUUGCAACAGCCUUCGAGUUCGCACUUGAUGACAAGGAGAUCGACCGCAAGUUGCCAUGCCGAGACGACCUCUUUGCUCGCAACCAACCUGUCGACACACGCUGGUUUCAAACGAUCGAAGGCGAACAGCAUGAUCUUAGCGAGAUGAAUCAUCCAGAGAAUCUCGGAUCAUUCAGCUACUACAUCGAGAUUGUUGGCAUCCUCUCGCAGAUACACCGCUUUCUCAAGAAGCCCGUUGAUAUCAGUGCCCUAUCAGACGUGGAGCGAUGGCAACAGGAAUAUCGUCAGCUGGACAGCAAGCUGAACUCUUGGAAAUUCAGCCUGCCGAGCGAGUACGGCAACAUGUCAAGGCUUUUCAAUCCAAAUGGUGGCAACAAGAUCGUCAACUGUAUCUGGAUUAUGUUGCACAUCACCUAUCACACGACCGUGAUCCGACUCCACUCCUCAGCCGCCUAUCCCACCAGCCGCUCCCCCAUCUUCACCCCAUCCUUCAGCGCCUCGCAACGCUGCCACACCGCCGUCGAGGACAUCUGCGCACUAUGCACCUACGUGCGCAACAACAGCAUGCUCACGAAACUAGGUCCCCCAUUCGCCUUCAGCCUGUGGGUCGCCGCCCGUCUGCUCCUCGUCCACGGCAGCACCAUCGACCACAAUGUUAACCCGGCCAUCUCCCCCCUCGUCGAAACCCUGCGUGAAAUGGGCUACUACUGGAAAGUCGCCGAACGCUACGCCACCCUCCUGCAAUGUGUACUAGACGAGUACCACGAAUCCGAGCGUGGCCCCGUCCCCGCCAGCGGCGUUAGGGAGACGCCCUCCACGGUGAGGAUUUUGGCGGAUAUGCGUCGCUGCGCCUACGAUUUGGAUUUCUUGAUCUCAAGGCAGCCGCGGCAGUUUUUCAACGGGAAACAACAGGGGAAUUCGUCUGUCACGCCCGCGAGGACCCCGGCGCCGAAUGAACUCGAGUAUUUGGAUGUGUUUGAUUUCUUUAACAUGCCUCGUCUGCCAUUCUCUGCGCCGUCGGGUGGUGAGAAUGGUAAUGGGAUGGGAGGGAAUGGCGGUGGAGGAGGUGGUGUUAAUGGAGAGGGCGCGGUGCCCGAGUAUCAGUCUUUUAUGGAUUACCAUGGCAUGGAGGGGAAUAAUGGGACGGAUUGGCUUGUACAGUGA